AUGAUAAAGCUGGAUUUGCAAAAGGCGUAUGACACAAUUGAGUGGAGUUUUCUUGAAGAGAUGUUAGUUGGCUUGAAUUUUCCUCUAAAAUUCAUUCAACUAAUUAUGAACUGUAUUACAACUCCUAGAUUCUCAUUGAUGUUCAAUGGAACUCUUCAUGGUUUUUUCGAAGCAAAAAGGGGAAUUAGACAAGGUGAUCCGAUUUCUCCCUCGGUUUUUGUACUGGGUAUGGAAUACUUAUCGAGAUUGAUGAAGAAAGUGGGGGAAAAAGAGGGGUUUCAAUUUCAUGACAGAUGUGCUAGUUUGAAACUGAAUCACCUUGCUUUUGCUGAUGAUGUGCUAUUAUUUUGUCGUGGGGAUUUCAUGAGUAUCUUAUACAUGUUGCAGGCUCUAAAAACCUUCUCACCUACAUCUGGAUUAUAUCCAAAUGUCAGCAAAACUGCCUUAUACUGUAGUAACAUGCAGCCUAAUGAAGUCAAUCAAAUUAUGCACAUUUCAGGUUUCAUCAGACAGGAAAUGCCAUUCACUUAUCUGGGCAUACCAAUCUGUGGGAAAAAGAUUUCAGGGAAAGAAUGUGAUAUAUUAGCUGGGAGAAUGACUGCUAGAAUUAGAAGUUGGAGCUCCAUGAAUCUCUCUUUUGCUGGGAGAAUCACUCUAAUCAACUUUGUUCUCAUUGCUAUACAAGCCUACUGGAGUCAAAUAAUGAUUCUUCCAAAGAAGGUAUUGAGAUCUAUCGAAGCCAUCUGUCGGGCCUUUCUUUGGAAAGGUCAAGCUAUGUUUCAAGGUGCAGGGUAUGUUGCUUGGAAUUACAUUUGUCAACCUAAGGCAGGGGGAGGUCUAGGGAUCAAGAACUUAGAAGCUUGGAACAAGGCUGCAAUAAGUAAGUACGUAUGGGCUAUUUCAAAUAAACAAGAGAGCUUAUGGCUCAAAUGGGUCCAUAGUGUCUAUAUUAAGAAUCAGACAUGGGAGAACUACUCUCCUUCCAUACAUUCCAGUUGGUAUUGGAAGAAGAUGGUUGCCUUGAAAGAUCAAAUCCGAGAACUGGUAGACUUUGAUGCUUUUCAGCAGCAGAAAUAUAGUGUUGCAUCUGGAUACAAACUGUUUUCCCCACCAAUAACUCGGCUGGUUUGGAGAAAAGAAGCUUGGUCAAGGCUUAACACUCCAAAACAUAGUGUCAUGGCUUGGUUGGCAAUGCUAAAUAGGUUGAAGACACAAGAUAGACUGAUGCGAUUUGGCAUACAUGUUCAAGGGACCUGCUGCUUAUGUGAGCUGCAACUAGAGACCUGCCAACACUUAUUUUUUGAGUGCACUGUUGCUGAGAAAUGUUUACAAGACCUGAAGACAUGGCUGAAUUGGCAUGCCCAAACCAGUAGCCUACAACAGCUUCUCAAGUGGAUUGGGAAGUCCAAAUUGUCAAAGUUUAAGAAGGGAGUCCUCUCGGCUGCUGUUGUAGGGCUGGUGUAUAACAUUUGGAGAGCCCAAAAUGAAGUUGUUUGGCAAAAAGCUAGAGUUAACCCGACUCGUAUUGUUGAAGAAACAAAAUGGAACAUAAAGGUUCGGAUUGAUAGGGUGAUGCCUAAAAAGGUCAAGAAUAAUGAUAGAGCUUGGUUUAUUGCUUUGUAA
Cannabis sativa is the source of this 1623-nucleotide messenger RNA. RefSeq lists its product as uncharacterized. The coding region runs from base 1 to 1623 and encodes 540 amino acids. The record is from RefSeq and is a predicted model, not a curated record. The transcript has a single exon. Lineage: Eukaryota; Viridiplantae; Streptophyta; Magnoliopsida; Rosales; Cannabaceae.